AUGGUGAGUAGCCAUUUGGCCCAUUUCCCUCGUAUUUUAGGCACACGUCGCUCUCCAUCAUCUCCAUUUCUCAGCUCUCAGCUCUCAGCUCUCGACUCUCGACGCACCCAUCCAACAAUUCGACUCCUCUCCUCUCCUCUCAUGAUCAUCAUCUCAUCUUCAAUUCAGCCUUCUCUGGCAUUGAGUGUAUAUAUCUAACAUAAGUGAAACCACUGUGGUCUUCUGGUGAACAAGAUCGGCGCAAAUCUCAAACUUUUUGCUUAUUUAUCUCAAAGAUUUUCUGUUCAUACUUUUUGUAGUUAGUUUAGAUAAACCAUAGUAGAUGAUGGCUUCACCAGCUCUUGACUCACCCUGGCCAACCUCGACUGGCGAUUCAUUUUGUGGAUCUUUCAAUAUACAUAUGGAGGAACAGAAUCCGGCCGAUAUUUUACCUGUGCUGGAAGACCCGACCUGUUCUGUAUCCUAUAACCAUAGUAUCCCAAAACCACCUCCAGUUCCUGGUAACACCCAUGCAGGAAACAAAUCUAUCAAAAGCCUUUCAGAGAGUUGCUAUGUUCCAAAGGAAACAAUAGAUACAUGGGAUAAACUUUUCAAAGAAGGAUGUGGCGCUGAUGUGUAUAUUAUCACCGAGGGCAGAUCAUACAUUCCAGCUCAUCUGAGUGUUCUGACUCUUGCGUCACCAGUGCUAGGCAAUUUCCUACGGCAAUCAAAAGUGCAAAACAGUAUGAGAUACGUUAAGAUUCCUGGGGUACCUUACAAAGCUGUCUACACAUUCAUUCGCUUUCUUUACUCAUCGUGCUAUGAAAAAGAAGAGAUGAAGAAAUAUGUACUUCAUUUGUUGGUUUUGUCACACUCCUACUCAGUUCCAUCACUGAAGAGAGUUUGUAUAUACCUUCUUGAGCAGGGAUGGCUUACCAAAGAAAAUGUGGUCGAUGUGCUUCAAUUGGCAAGGAACUGUGAUGCACCACGGCUCUCUUUAAUCUGUGUACGUAUGGUUGUGAAGGAUUUUAAGGCCAUAUCUUCAACUGAAGGCUGGAAAGUGAUGAAACAAGUUAAUCCUGCACUUGAACAAGAGCUGCUAGAGUUUGUUGUUGAAGCAGAUUCUGGGAAAGAAGAGAGGUUGAAGAAAAAGGAAGAGAAAAAAGUGUACUUGCAACUGUAUGAGGCGAUGGAGGCCCUCCUUCACAUAUGCAAGGAUGGAUGUAGGACAAUAGGGCCGCGUGACAAAGUGUUUAAAGGAGGCCAGGUUGCUUGUGGUUUUCCUGCUUGCAAGGGGCUUGAAACAUUAGUUCGUCAUUUCUCCAGCUGUAAAACCCGGGUACCUGGUGGCUGUGUUCACUGCAAACGCAUGUGGCAGCUUCUUGAACUGCACUCUCGUAUUUGCAAUCAGCCUGAUUCAUGCAAGGUUCCUUUGUGUAGGCAUUUCAAGGAGAAAAUGCAGCAGCAGACCAAGAAAGAUGAGGCUAAAUGGAAGCUGUUGGUGAGUAAAGUGAUAGCAUCAAAGGAUGCUCUAUGGCCAAUCUCUGGUCGGCGGUCAAGCUUAUUAUGAGCUUCUGUAUAACAAAGCAAAAUGUACAAUGAAUCUUACUUUGGUAAAAUAAAUGUAAUAAGAAUCCAAGGCUAUUGAGUUUGGCUCUUUCAUCAUAAAACUCUAAUUCAAUUCCUGUUGGAGUAUA
Molecule: messenger RNA, 1676 nt
Organism: Rosa chinensis
Lineage: Eukaryota; Viridiplantae; Streptophyta; Magnoliopsida; Rosales; Rosaceae
Product: BTB/POZ and TAZ domain-containing protein 3
Exons: 7
Coding region: 323-1549 (408 amino acids)
Molecular function (GO): protein binding
Source: RefSeq, a predicted model, not a curated record